AUGCUGACACGAGCUACUGGAAGUCGGGCGGCCACUGAUCAGACCAGCACAUGGGAGAGCCAGGACCCAGCCGAAGAAAAUCUUGCCCAGCUGCUUCCAGUUGAUACUUCUGAGAUCCAUGUUGACCAACGCAACGCUCAGCACGGCGCCAGUAAUGCAUUGCGUCUGUUUACCAGCGCUUGGUAUAUGGGAGGAGUUGAAUCUGGGGUCUUAUAA
Penicillium verrucosum is the source of this 216-nucleotide messenger RNA. RefSeq lists its product as uncharacterized. The record is from RefSeq and is a predicted model, not a curated record. NCBI's taxonomy places the organism in Eukaryota, Fungi, Ascomycota, Eurotiomycetes, Eurotiales, Aspergillaceae. Bases 1 to 216 code for a protein of 71 amino acids. The transcript has a single exon.